Messenger RNA from Melitaea cinxia (Glanville fritillary), 4302 nucleotides. It is a transcript of the gene Gyf, whose product is annotated as GRB10-interacting GYF protein 2. Bases 13 to 3954 code for a protein of 1313 amino acids. The transcript has 24 exons. NCBI's taxonomy places the organism in Eukaryota, Metazoa, Arthropoda, Insecta, Lepidoptera, Nymphalidae. Gene Ontology annotation, molecular function: protein binding. The record is from RefSeq and is a predicted model, not a curated record.
CCUAUCGGUGCAAUGCCACAAGAGCGUUUCGGCAUAGGGAGGGGGGUGGGCCGUGGGGCGAUCCCUAGCGAACCAAGAGGGAAGUCUCGUAUGCCGUUUGUACGUCAUCCGACAGGCCUCACGUCGGGAAGGGGUUCCGCAAUGCACUCCAGUAACACCAGAUCUCUAGCGUUCCCCGGUACAGAGGAGGACACGUCACAGAACCGACCCUGGAGUGCGAGUAACGGAAGCACCCAAAACAGACCUGAACAGGGAGAGUGGGGUCCGAAUAAAAUGUAUCGAAGACGACAUCCCAGUAACACUAAUUGGAGGCAAACGACACGCGACGAAGGCGACGAAUGGCGGAAUCAAGAAAAUCCUAGAAAUCGGUCGAACGUCGAUAAAUGGGAUCGGGACUGGAGCGAAAGACCCAUUCAAGACAGACCUCAGUCUUGGAACUCGAGUCGUCGACCGUGGAUGGGCGAUUCGCAAAACAACGACGAUAAUCUACCAGAGUGGGCCGUGGAUAGUGCAGAAGCAGGCGCGGGUUCAUUCGACUCGUCGGGGGCGUUCCAUGGCUAUAGUAACGAUGACUCCAACCUACCCAAGACUCAAGAGACUACAUAUCCACUGACUCGUUCGCACACACACGGUAGUUUUGCGAGAUCGAAAACUGUUGAAGAGGGUUCAGAAGAAUGGUGGGCGUCGGAGAAAGCUAAGAAAUUGUCGCCCAAACGAUUCGAUACCGGCGAAGUCAAGUUCAAGAAGUCUUUAAGCACUGGUUCGAGUGAAACGGCGGCGGGUACAAGCUCGAACGCGGGCAACGUUAAUAUGGACGAUUUACAAGAAAUACCGGAAAAGUUGGAAAAAAUUCGAGAUGACAACGACAACAGUAACCACAACAGUGCAGAAGAGAACCAAGAGGCAAUGAGGCAGAAGUUCUCGGAGAGCAAAACUUUUGACGCUCUAAUGAGGUCAGAUAUAGACUUUAGUGAGGGCAAUGAUGACAGGGGAAAUUUCCAAUCAGUGAUGAUCACCCCGAACAAUAGUCUGCGUCAAAAACACCAGAAUAUAGUCACGACAAACCCUGAUCCGUCGUUACUGCCGUCGACAAGUUCAGGGUUACUGCACAUAUUGCACGGAAUCCCGAUGAGCGCUAAGAAUAAAGAGAAGGAAUCAACCCAAACAACAGAGGAAAAAAUAAUGGAAGACCUAAUAGAUAUGACGCUUGAGGACUCACCACUGCCCGGAGCAUCAAACAAUGCAACUCAUCAACCAAACACCUCUAAGAAUCUACUACACCAGCUACCUAGCAAUAACCCUGGUAUCCAAUUACGUAUACCGAAUCCGAUACAAUCGCAUACUUUAGCAAUGAACUCUGGAACUUUACCAACGGCCAUGCAAACACCCAUACAGAAUGUUGGUAUACAAAACUCAGCUCUGAAUUCGUCUCUGGGACUACCAAUCGGUCCGCCGGGUAACAAUGGUAUGGUUUUACCGUUAACCAUACCCCCGGCUAUGCAGAACGCGCAAAUGAACACAAUAAAUACAGCCAUGCAAUCGAGGGCGGUUAUGGGGAAUUUUCAACCCAAUAAUAGUAUACCAGUUAUGCCGACUCCGAACGUCGCUAAUAAUGCGCUCUUUAUGGGUCAGAACAAUGCUCCCCAAUUACCGUCAAACGACAUGCCACUAGCGAACCACGGCGGUCAAAAUAAUUUAUUCCCGAUGCGCGGUCUUCAACACGCCAGCUCUCAGAAUUUUAAUUCAAUAUACAGCAAUAUUAUACAAAAUCAGACCACACAGAAUACACCGAACGCCGCAAAUCUCGGCGACCAGUGGUAUUAUGAGGACCCUAAAAAAAUCAUCCAAGGUCCGUUUUCAUCGAAGGAGAUGUACAACUGGUAUAGGGCGGGCUUUUUCAGUCCUAGCCUAAUGGUUAGGCGGGCAUACGAGACUCAUAUGCGGCCACUCGGUUCCUAUGGCCCAGUAGUGCCCUUCGCGCAAAUGGAUGUUUUAUCGCCAUUCCCGAUGUCAGGGUUUGAGUCUCGUCCGCAAGGUUACGACAUGCUUAAUCAACAGUCUAGCCUCGGCAUUGAAGAGUCACUAUGGGGCCAGCCGGGCCCAUCUCAAGACCUUAUGUGGAUGCAGCAGACAUUAAACGCUAGAAACGAAUCUAGUGUGAACAAUUUACCGAUGUAUUUCUGGGACCCACAGCCGUCUUCAGCUAUAUCGUCGAAUGCCCUCCUCCCCGAGGAGAUAGCCAAGGAAAUGAAAACUGAGGAUCAGAUUCUGGCACAAUUGAGAGCAUCGCAAAAUAUACCUACGCCUCCAACGGCACCGUUCUUGAACGACACGACUACAACUACAAAUUCAUCGUCAAUAAGUAAUAGUAGCGACGCCUUUUCAACCGUUUGCAGCACUCCAGAUCUCGAGAAGUUACAGAAAUUGAUGGAAAGUGAGAGUAUCAUGACACCCGUUCUUACUCCUGAGGCAAAAGUUGAAAAGGAACAAAUCGAGACGCCACCGGAAAAACCAGUGAAAACUGAACCGAUUCCAGAACCAGCAGUGAAGUCUCCACCAGCUCAACCCAAACAAGCUACCGAGAAAACGAAACAAGCAAAGACUGAAACCGAGAAGCCAGCCAAGGUCAAAGAACAGACGAAGAGUAAGAAAAAGGCCAAAGAAGAGAAAAAAGAAGAUAACGAAGCAAAGAUUAAAGAAGAGGAAUCCAAAUCUGAGAAAGCGUCAGUUGAAUCUUCGCCGACUAAGAAUAAAAAAGAAGACAAACAGAGUAAAAAAGAAUCAGAGAAAGAGAAAAAGGAAUGGAUCAAGGAAGGAUUUACGAUCGUGAAGGGUCCAGAGAAGGUCAGCAAGCAAGAAGGCAAGAAAAAGGCGGAAGAGAACAAAGCGGCCGAAGACGCUGAAAAGAAAAAGAAAGAGGAAGAAAAGCAACAAGCCGAGGAAGAGAGAAAACGAAAGUUGGUUGAAGCGACAAACAAGCAAAAGGAACAACAGCAACGUCAGAUCCUUGAAUCGUUAUCGAAGAAAGCUCCAUGGUCGGCCACACAAGCGGCAGCGACGAAUAAAGACGGUCUCACACUGGCAGAGAUACAGCGACUAGAAAGGGAGAAGAAACUCGAACAAAUAAAGGAACAGCAACACAUGAUGCAGCUUAUAGCUCAACAGCAGGCAGCCGCCCUGGCCAGGGAACAAGUCAUAAAUGACAACCAGAAUCUACCGUGGAGCAAGAAAAAGACCAACAACGGGUCCGGUCAGGGUCUUGCCGAGAUACAGGCGGAAACGAGACGCCAGACCGCGCAAGCCGCGCAGGUCGCGGCAGCUCAAAUGGUGAUAGAGGAACCAGUUAUCCCACAGUCGCAGACCAACCACGUACCUUGGGGCAACUCACAUAAUGGAGGUCAUAAGAAAAGCUUGGAAAAUUGCCUUCCAGGCGGUUUCUGGGACACACAACCUAAUACCUCUAAAACCGAAAAACCACAGGAGCCAGCUGGAAAACCAGAAAAAAAGAAGAAAGUUGUAGUCGUGCCUAAGAAGGAAACUUCUCCAAUGGCAGAGUUUGAGGCAUGGUGUGGUAGUGUUCUGACUUCCUGGAGCUCGAAGAUUGAUGUUCCUACAUUCGUCGGUUUCCUCAAAGACAUUGAAUCUCCCUACGAGGUAAAGGACUAUGUGAAAUGCUACCUCGGGGAAUCUAAGGAUGCCAACGAUUUUGCAAGACAUUUUCUCGAGAGAAGGUCAAAACUGCUCCGUGUUGGUAUGGUGACCCCAUCUGAUGACCUCUGCUCACCAGCCAUAGCUGUCAACCCCCGUGUCUCGCUGUCUGACUACCAGGAGGUGAAGGGUAAAGGCAAGAAAUCGAAAAAGAAUAAAAUGCUCAAAGUUGACGCCAGAAUCCUCGGUUUUUCCGUGACCGCCUCCGAGGACAGAAUCAACGUGGGCGAUAUAGACACGGUAUGAGACGAUAUUUAACAUACUCCCCUUGUGAUAAAACAGGUAUUGGCGUUAUUUAUUAUUUAUUAUUUACUGUAUAAACACUAGGGCGCCGAGCUUCCAAUAAUUAAUGUAAAUUGUAACUAAAGUGUGAAGCUGUUAGGGACAGUGCCUACGGCCGUUCUAGUAAUGUGUUGAAACUGGAAGGGGGUACUAGAAAGUGGGGGGUGGUUACGUCAAAUUUUUUUUUUUUUUUACAAAUAAUUUCCAGUAUACGUAAUACUCGAACGGCUCCAUGAUAAAUGAUUAAAAUAAUGAAACUUUUCGUUCCCAUCUCAUUAUUUACCAGCUAUUAUUGUUACGUCAAUGCUUCGU